Messenger RNA from Salvelinus sp. IW2-2015, 3544 nucleotides. Its product is annotated as eukaryotic elongation factor 2 kinase-like. The record is from RefSeq and is a predicted model, not a curated record. Gene Ontology annotation, biological process: protein phosphorylation; response to differentiation-inducing factor 1; myosin II filament disassembly. Gene Ontology annotation, molecular function: elongation factor-2 kinase activity; ATP binding; calmodulin binding. NCBI's taxonomy places the organism in Eukaryota, Metazoa, Chordata, Actinopteri, Salmoniformes, Salmonidae.
UAUGUUUGGUGCAGUAUUUCAAAAUGAAAACAUUUGCUUGAAACGAGUGUUCUCUCGUUGAACGACAACAAAUACUUUACAGAAGAAUCCCUACUCUUGACCAAUCAGCGACGAAGGGGCGUAGACUUCGGCUCCGAACUUCCUUGCCUCUCGGGAAAAAUCCCGUGUGCCCGAACUGCCGAAAACCCCCCCACAGAUUUCCAAAAACGAACAAAAACUUCACAAAAUGUCGUCAUGAUAUGUGCACGAACUCUUCCGAACUGUUUCGGAUGGGAAGCAUGCGGACGCUGAAGCUUCUCUGGUUGCAACCCAGUCUAUAUUGGGUUGCUGGUUAGGGUAGGGACGUCCCAAUGAGCCCGAGUAGCACUAACCAUUUCAUCUGUCGCACUGCUAACGUUAGCUGCUUGAGAGUGACUUUCAACAGUUUGCUAGAUUUUGGACCUGAACUUUCACUACGUGGUAUCGUCUGUAUUUUUCAUGCAAAUGUGACAAACCCUACUAAUUUCAUUUGAGUUUUUGUGACCACUCACAGUGGCCAUACAUAUACUUAUGUACAUUAUUUUUUGGGCUCGCUGCCUAAAGCGGUGCGGCUGUCGGAGACUAAACUAUACGUGUAUGCCGCCAACCUGGACGGGUGAACCAGGGAACAUACAAAACUACAGAGAAGAGCGACUCGCCCGGGACCCUCUGGCCACCUCGGAGAGUCAGAAUCCACCACAGUUCAGCAACGACCCUCUGACUUGGAAUGACAGCUAGCUAGCAAGGCAACUCAACUAAUUGAAAACGUUGCAAAUACCGCCAGACAGAGGAAGUUGUUGGAGGAUUAUCAAGCAAUGCAUAUUUUCAUCGAGUAGUCUGUACACCCUUGAUCAGAUUAGCCCAGUACUCAUCACACACACCCCUGCAAGCCACCAUGGAGGAUGACCUGAUGUUUAGUAUGGAGGAGGUGGGAAGUGCUCAGCAUAACCCAGGGAAACAGAGGACCCCAGGUCAACGUGCUCCAUCCCUUAGCGAAGCUAAUGAUAGCGGUGAGGACGACUACUACAUCUGUCCCAUCACAGACGACCCUGUCAGCCAGGCCAAAGACAUCUGUGGCUAUCUGAAGAACCUGGUCCACAGCAAUCAGCUGUCCAACUCUCCCCAAAACUCCUUAAUGUACAAGAAUGAAACAGAAACAGAGAAAGAAACUCCACAACAACGGUUGGUCGAGUUUGGGGCGUUAUCUGACAAUGCACGGGCGGCGUGGAAUAGAGCCUUAGAGAAGGCCAAGGCCAUGCCUGAUCUCUGGGCUGAGUUUCACCUGGAGGAAGUCAAGACAGAGCCAUGCAUACGAUACAGGUACAAGGCUAUCACGGCGGAGUGGUCUCAAGACACAGUGCACAUCAAGAUGUCUGGCCAGCCUUUUGGACGCGGUGCCAUGAGGGAAUGCUUCAGAACGAAGAAGCUGUCUAACUUCUCCCACAGUAGUAACUGGAAGAGUGCGUGUAACUAUGUGACGAAGCGCUACAUGGAGCCUGUGGACAGGGAUGUGUACUUUGAGGAUGUCAGGCUGCAGAUGGAGGCCAAACUCUGGGGAGAAGAGUACAACCGCCACAGGCCACCCAAACAGGUGGACAUCAUGCAGAUGUGUGUGAUUGAGAUGAUGCAGCGUCCAGGUAAACCUCUGUACCACCUGGAGCACUACAUCGAGGGGAAGUACACCAAAUACAACUCCAACUCCGGCUUCGUCAAGGAUGACAACAUCAGGCUCACUCCACAGGCAUUUAGUCACUUCUCGUUUGAGCGUUCGGCCCACCAGCUGAUCGUGGUGGACAUCCAGGGGGUGGGGGACCUCUACACGGACCCCCAGAUCCACACAGAGAAGGGCAAAGACUUCGGAAACGGAAACCUGGGUGUGCGGGGCAUGGCACUGUUCUUCCACUCCCACCUGUGUAAUAAGAUCUGUAAGAGUAUGGGCCUCACACCCUUUGACCUCUCCACUGCAGAGAAAAGCCAGCUGGACUGCACCAACAGACUGCUGAGGUCGGCCCAGACGGUACUGAGGGGUAGUGAGGAACAGUGUGGUUCAGCUCGUGUUCGUACCAUCUCAGUGGGCCGUGCGCCCCCACUUCUCUCCCAUCUGUCAGAGACCUCGACUGGGGACGACACUAUAAGUGACUCCAUCCCCUGCUCGCCCCUCUCCUUCCCUGGCUCCCCCCUAGGACAGCACUUCUCUAUGGGCUCCAUGGGCAAGUCUACUCUGGGUUGGUCUUUCGUAAAUGAGAGGGAUGAACGGGAGAAACACAACAACCGCAGCCACAGCCCAGAACACAAGGACUCAGAGAAUGGAGGAGGCAGUGGGUGUCCAAGUGAGAGGAGGAGUGAAGGGGACCCCAACAACCAUGCAGACGGGGGACAUUACUCUUCUCUACACCAACACUCAGUCUUGCUGACAGAUGAGAAAUGGAGUGUCUACCACUCUUCUCGUUCUCACGUCCACCGGCCAUCCUGUGUUGCUGUGGAGAUGGAGAGACUCGACUCUAUGAUCCUGGAGAAGAAGACCGGGAAGUCCAUCUUGGGGAAAGUCCACCUGGCGAUGGUGAAUUACCACGAGGUUGGUCGGUUCUGUGAAAAGGAGGAGCAGUGGGACCAGGACUCAGCCAUGUACCACCUGGAGACGGCAGCCAUGUGUGGGGAACUAGAGGCUAUCAUUGCCCUGGGACAGYGUUACCUACAGCUGCCACACCAUAUACUGUCAGAGAUUGAGCUAGAGGACAACUCAGGGAGCCGUAUGAAGGCUUUUAAGUUCCUGCUGCAGGCUGCUGAGGCAGGAGACAGACCCUGUAUGAUCCUGGUGGCCAGGGCCUUCGACACCGGCAUCAACCUCUCACCAGACAGGUCCCAGGACUGGAAGGAGGCGGUGAGCUGGUACGACUGUGCCCUGAACAUGACGGACUAUGACGAGGCAGGCGAGUUUGACGGCAUGCAGGAUGAGCCUCCCUACCUGCUGCUGGCCAGAGAGGCUGAGAUGUACGAGGAGGGGGGCCCUGGCUUGGACCGAGACCCACAGAGAGCAGGUGAUCUGUUCACACAGGCAGCAGACGCAGCCAUGGAAGCAAUGAAAGGCCGACUGGCCAACCAGUACUAUAUGAAAGCAGAGGAGGCCUGGGGCAUGAUGGAGGAAGAGGAGUAGGAGACAGAGGGGACGUCACUCUACAAGGCCAAAGGAAUCGGCUAAUGUAGUGAUGGAUACUUGUCCCUAAUGUUUUAAAGUUUACAGACACUUUUACUGUGAUUUCCAAAAUGCAGUGUGAGUGUAUGAUCUGUGUGUGACCAAUUAUGCAGCUGUCCUCUGGCCUAGCUAUGUUUCUUGGUGAUAACUGAAGGAAUUGUCUUUAUUUUACACUCUUUCUGUUUGGAGCUGGUCUUUGUCUUUUCAUCCAUUUUCCCCUUUUUUCUAUUCCUGUCCCCAUUGCCCUUUUGAAUAUAGUGUAUUCAGACCUCUUGACUUUUUCCACAUUUUGUUACGUUACAGCCUUAUUCUAAAAUGCAUUAUUUUAUUUGU